Messenger RNA from Laccaria bicolor S238N-H82, 1046 nucleotides. RefSeq lists its product as uncharacterized. Bases 1 to 492 code for a protein of 163 amino acids. The transcript has 5 exons. The record is from RefSeq and is a predicted model, not a curated record. NCBI's taxonomy places the organism in Eukaryota, Fungi, Basidiomycota, Agaricomycetes, Agaricales, Hydnangiaceae.
AUGCGCCAUGGCCUCUGUUUUGACUUGUUGAUCAAGCGCUUGCGCCACCUCCAUUGCCGAGUUCACUUUUAUUCACCAUCCGCCCAACAUCCGUGUCUCGUACUCCGUCAACGUUUCAACCAUCAUGUGGUCCCACUUGAAAUUAGCAGAGCUGGGAAGGACAGAAGUGAUAAUCACCGUCAAAGCGGUGAUGACGACCAGCUGCGGCUACGACGAAAGAAGGGAGAGGAAGGGUUCAACAAGGAGAAGGGAUUCUACAGGAAGGGACACGAACUCACUGAGACGCAGCCCAUGGAUGAUGGGGUUUAUGUUGGGAAGUCGCACAAGGUUGUCCUGGGACGUGAUGAUGAAUUUCCGGAGGGUAACAGCGAGACCGAGAAGGCAGAACUACACGUAUUAUGGAAUAGUGUAGUACAUCCCAAGUAUAAUCACAUUUUCAUUUCCGCUGAUUGCAGAGGAUCGUCCGUCAAAAAGCUGAGAAACGAUAAUUAGAUCGCGGCGGAUGGAGGCUUUGGCAAUGAUCAAAAUGAAAACGGGUCUGAGGCGUCGGUCGUUUCAUUACUAACCGGUACUAUAACCAGUGAACACUGGCACAUCCUGAGAGUACGUACGUAAGGGCAACGACAGUCGACGGUCACUAACCACAGUACCAUCUUUUAUCGAGGCAGGGCAGUCGCGAGUCAACGAGCUCCCUCCAUCAGUGAGAGGGACACGGCGGUGAACGCGGUUGCACCCGAGGACUCAGGCAGGAGAGGGGGGUAAUAACAAGGUAGUGGAAUCAAUCCACACGGACUGUUUCGACUUGCCGAGUGAGUGUUCAGAUGGAGAGGGAAGCGUAGCAUGUCGAUUGUUAUCCGAGCGCAGAGGUCAGUGGACGCAAAUGAAGCUUACAGCUAACGAGGUAUCGAUAGACCAGAUUCCAAAACACUCCACUUAGUGAUUUUAUUUACUUUUGGAGCUGACCAAACAACUACGGCCAGCCAUUUGGCGGGCAUUGCCUUCCCGCCCCUUCUCACUUGUUGCAUAUAUAGUCAUACAUUCCCAGU